AUGGAACGCCAAGAAAUAGAAAAAUGUCUAUAUAAUGCUUUGAACCCAAAUGAUGCUAUCAGAAGAGAAGCAGAGAUGCGGAUUACUGAUUUUCAAUCGAAGGAUUAUUGUUCAUUUGUGCAAAACGUUGUUUCUAUAUUUAAAGAUAUAAAUUCUUCUAUGGAACUUAAAAUGCUUUCAGGAAUUAUUUUAAAAAAUUCUCUGCAUAGUUCAGACGCUAAAAUACAAGACCUCUACGAACAAAAAUGGAGUGCAAUUGACAACAAUACGAGAGAAUAUAUAAAAAAGCAAAUUAUUGAAUGCUUUGGCAAUACAAACGAAAAAAUUGCUAAUCUAGCCGGAUCAGCUUUGGGUUAUAUAGCACGGAUUGAAUUAUCUUUAAAUUUAUAUUUUGAUUUUUUCGAUGUAAUGGUACAAGUUAUGCAAGAUGAUUUGAAAGCAUCGGCUGUAUAUGAAGCGGUUUCUACUUGUUGCGCUACACUUACUAAUGAAACCUUGUUUAAUUUUAAAAUGUUUCUUAACACAAUUUUCAAUAUUUGCAUGAUGAAGUUGGAAAAUCCUCAAACUAGUGCAAAUAUAAAAGAAGUUGCUCUAAAAUGUACAAUGAAUUGUUUUAAAACACUUCAAGAUGUUUUUAAUAAUGAAAAUGCUGUAAUUAGAUUUCUUAAUAGUAUUGCUAUGUCAACUACUACCGAUGCAUCUUUGACACCAAAAGCUUUAAUUUGUCUUAACAAAUUUGUUUUUUUAAAUUAUAAUUUAAUAGAAAAUAAAAUUCCAGAUAUUAUUACUUUUUUUAAUAAUUUUUGGACAUUACCUUCUGAAGAAGUUCUAGUUCAGGUUAUUGAAUUUUGGACUAUUCUUGCGGAAAUCAAAGAGAUUAAUUUUAUAGAAGAAUAUUUGGAGUUUUUACUACCACAUGUUCUUAGGCUUAUGAAAAAAAACGAAGAUUAUGUAGAUUUAAAAUGGAAUGCUCACAAAGCAUCGGCUUAUUUACUAGAGACAAUAUCUGAAACUUAUGGAUCUAAAAUUCUGUUUAAUAAUCUUGUAUUUAAUUAUAUAGAAAGUGAAUUAAAUUCUGGGGAUAAAAUCAGAAUAGACACUGGCGCAAUAGUUCUGGGUAGUGUUAUAGUUAAAGAAUGUGAUCAACAACUUGUUAAUUUUAUAAAAAUACUAAUUUCAUAUAUGAAAGAUCCUAUAACUGAAGAGUCAUGUCUUUGGUGCCUUGCAAAAAUUUGUGAAACUAAUUUUUACGCAGUAGUCGAGCAUUUGGCUUUCUUGCUAAAUCAGACAUGUGAAAUAAUUAUUUCUAAAUCGCCAUCUUCUACAACAGCUGCUUGGAUUUUAAAUUCGAUAUUUAUUUCGUUAAAUUUUGUUAAACAGAAAAAAAUUUAUUCCACUAAAUUUUCAUUAGAAACUCAACAAGCAUUAAAAGAAUGUGCAUUUAAACAGAUUAGAGAACAUUUUACAGAAAUACUAAAAGUAUUGAUAGCUGCAAAUGAGAAUGUUAGUCUUGAAAAUUCUACUUUACGUGUCGCAUUAUUUGCUGCCAUGGCUGAACAGAUACGAUUUACUGAACCAGAAUAUUAUGAAUUGCUGGACAAUGUUAUUGUAUAUUGUCAAAAUAAAAUUGUAGAAUGUGUUGAAGCGCUUAAUAAGGCAUCUGCCAGUCAUAUUCCUAUCAUAGAAGAUAUUUUAUCUAAUUAUAUAAUUUUAUCAGAAGUGGUAAUCGGGAAAAGAUCCAAAGACUCUGCUUCCUUUUUAUUGCCAGUUUAUAUUUCAGUUUUAAAAAGUAAACCAUCUUCUGCUAUUGGGGAGGUUUAUAUUGCUGUUACAUCUAACAUCCAUGACUUUUCUAAUUUUUUAGAAGAGUUUGUUCCUUUUAUUGCUCGAGAUUUAGGAUGUCUUGAUUCUUUUAUUUUAAAAUCUGCCAUAAAUUUAAUUGGUUUUAUGGCUAAUUCUAUACAGAAAAACUUUUUUCAUUUAUCGACACAAUUAAUUCCGCUUUUGAUACAAAAUCUGAGUUCUAAGCUUAUUUCGAAACAAGUAAAAACUCAAAUUCUUUCAGUAUUUGGUGAUAUCGCUAUUUCUCUCGAGAAUAAUUUUGAACAAUACAUUGACAUGUCUAUGAUGAUUUUUAUGCAAAUUAUUAAUUUAGAAAAAGCAUCUGAUCCAAACUAUGUAGAUGAUUUAAGGGAUAAUGUUAUUCAAAUGUUUAAUUGUAUUCUUUUUGCCACUUGUAAAUCAAAUAAAUUAAGAGAAGUUAUUUAUAAAUUAGUUGAAGGUAUUAAAAAAUUAUUGGCUGAUGAGAAUUCUGAAGAAACUUUGACGUCUAUCGCUACUCUUAUUACUGAUCUUAAAGCAGUAUAUGGUUUACAUUAUGAUUUAAAUGGAAAGUGGGUUGAAGACUUUUAUAAUCAAUAUAUUACAUCUAAAAAUCCCGCAUUAAGAAAUGCAGUACAGAAAAUUUAUAAUUAA
Vairimorpha ceranae is the source of this 2475-nucleotide messenger RNA. RefSeq names its product karyopherin beta. NCBI's taxonomy places the organism in Eukaryota, Fungi, Microsporidia, Nosematidae. The record is from RefSeq and is a predicted model, not a curated record. Gene Ontology annotation, biological process: intracellular protein transport. The transcript has a single exon. The coding region runs from base 1 to 2475 and encodes 824 amino acids. Gene Ontology annotation, molecular function: small GTPase binding.